Messenger RNA from Klebsormidium nitens, 857 nucleotides. The record is from the annotation of a GenBank genome assembly. NCBI's taxonomy places the organism in Eukaryota, Viridiplantae, Streptophyta, Klebsormidiophyceae, Klebsormidiales, Klebsormidiaceae.
GAACUUUGUGCUGUCCCAUGCUCUCCCCUGUCCUCUUUCUCUGGACAGCCUGCAGCCAUGGUGCUCAAGACGGAGGUCUGCCGCUUCAGCGGUGCGAAGAUCUACCCGGGCAGGGGGAUUCGGUUCAUCCGGUCCGAUUCCCAGGUCUUUCUGUUCAGGGACUCCAAGUGCAAGAGGCUGUUUCACAACCGCUUGAAGCCCUCCAAGCUGUACUGGACGGCCCUCUACAGGAAGCAGCACAAGAAGGAUAUUCAUGACCAGGCCCAGCGUAAGAAGAAGCGCUCCAACGCCAAGCCCUUCAGCAGGUCCAUCGUCGGAGCCUCCCUUGAGGUGAUCCAGAAGAGGCGGGCGGAGAAGCCCGAGACUCGCGCUGCAAACAGAGAUACCGCUCUCCGGGAGAUCAAGGAGCGCAUCAAGAAGCAGAAGGACGAGAAGAAGGCCAAGAAGGUGGAGGUUCAGAAGUCGCAACAAAAGGGGGCCACGAAGGCACCCAAGGCAGCGGGCGGCAAGGGACCCAAGCUUGGCGGAGGGGGUGGCAAGAGAUAAGCACCGGAAAUAUGGAAACCAAGUAAAUGGCCUUGGCGGAUCCGGGCGAACACUUCGUAGGUCUGUGGAGUGGCUCUUUUGGUUGCCACUUCCUAAGACCCAUCCCCACACUGUGAAAGCUUGCGGUGCUUUGUCCACACAUGUCUGCAGGACUCAGUUGGAGGUUGCGUUGCAUCAUGUGAUAUGCCAUCGGAGUUGCAAAAUGCAUGUGGGGAUCUGGUCAUGACAAUGCUGUCCAAGUAUCAGCUUAAGUCCAAUGUUGAAUGGCAAUGAACACGAUGUAUUUGUAUCAAUGCGGGUUUGUGACGUAG